ACAACAACAACUAUAAACAAAACAACCAAUGAAUCCUUUCUAGUUUAGUUGCUUUUUAUAAUUAUCUAUUUUUAAUGAAUAAAGAAGCAUAAGCAAUAAAAAGGAACAAAAAAACGUGUUCUUGUCCCUUCUAAUUAAGUAAAUCGGGCAAAUUGAGCGUAUUCCUUCCCUUAUUUCCGGAUAAAAUUGCCAGUUUUAGAAGUGAUAUGUCGACAUACAUUAUGGCCUUACAUCUCAAUUCAUAUAUUAACACAAACCACAGUAGUCACAACGGCAACAAUACAAAUAAUAUUAACAAAAAUGUUGGUCUUCCCCUGACGAUAAUACCGCUCACCGAAGAUGUCCUCCAGCGGCAACAGGCUUCGGUAAGAACGGUAAUUAAAAAGAAUACACCGGAUCUUACAUUUCAUUGUAUGUGUUGUGAGGAGUAUUUUGUUAAUCCCUUUCAUAUGUAUGAACAUUUGAAUACCAAACAUGCUGACUUACCUGUACCACAAGAAGAAUCAGAAGAAGAACUAGAGGAUGGUAAAGAUUACAGUUGGGUUUUUGAGCCCGUAUGUGAGCUAGUGGCCGAGGAUAGCGGCCAGGGACAGGAGGAUCAAGAUCGAAAGAAAACGCAAGCAAACAAUGUGGAGGCGGAGAACGAUGAUGAUUCUUCAUCAUCAUCGGAUUCAGAUUCGGAUGAUGAUGAUUCAAGUUCUACAACAUCGUCUUCAUCAUCUAGUUCCUCGUCCGAUUCCAGUUCAGAUUCAAAUCCAACUCAAGAUGAGACCACAAGAGAUGCCCCGGAGCUGCAACAAUUCAAUGUGGAUGAAGAACAGACCACAAUGGAAGGUAUCGAAGAGGGGGCCUAUGAAGAAGUUGAAGCCGAGUCUCAAUACUCAUCCAAUUCGCAAAGUGGUACAUUUAAUGGUCUACACCUUCAGACAGGCGAUUCUAGGGAGUCUACUUCCAUAUUACUUUUAAAUCCUGCCGCAAAUACAACCAUAACUCCGGUAAUGCCGACUGUGAAAAGAGGACGGGGACGUAGGAGUGCUGCCCAGCAGGCUGCCAUAGAAAUGUCUUCCCUGAUUAGUGGUGAGCCCAAAUGCUUCCAAUGUAGCCACUGUGAGGCAUCGUUUCCCAGUGCUGGUGAUUUAUCUAAGCAUGUUCGCUGUCACAUUAGCAACAAGCCUUUCCAGUGUUCCAUUUGUGAGAAAACUUUCACGCACAUUGGCAGUUUAAACACCCACAUACGUAUCCACAGUGGUGAAAAACCAUAUAAAUGUGAACUAUGCUCCAAGGCCUUUACCCAGUCCAGCAGUCUUAUGGUCCAUGUUCGUUCGCACUCCAUUAAAAAACCCCAUCAAUGUCAUUUGUGUGAUAAGGGCUUUGUGAACUCCACAUCGUUGGCCAUACAUUUGAAAAGUCACAGCACCGGAGAAGCGCCACUCAGUUGCAACGAAUGCGACAAGACUUUUAAACAUGAAUCUCAAUUAAAGGAACAUAUGCGCAUGCAUAGCCUAUCGCUGGUCUAUCAAUGUUCCAUAUGUCGUCAAGCCUUUGCCACCUCAUCGGAGCUGGUACAACACAUGAAAUGCCACAUGGGUGAGAAGCCGUUUACAUGUUCCAUUUGUGACCGUUCAUUUACUCAAUCGGGCAGUCUCAACAUUCACAUGCGCAUCCACACCGGAGAGAAACCUUUCGUUUGUAAAUUUUGUAAUAAAUCCUUUACCCAAGCUUCCAGUUUAAGUGUCCAUCUAAAAAUACACUCUGGGGAGAAACCAUUCCCCUGUCACAUUUGUGGUAAAUCUUACAGUCAAGCAGCCUAUCUGAAUAAACACAUUCAAAAGCAUUUGGAUGCACAGAAAGGAGGGCCAGAAAUAAAAACAGAACCCAAAGAAACAUUGUUGUGUAUAGUGUGCGGCGAACUUCAUAAGGACUCCAAUUCGUUGGCUUUGCAUGUUACCAGGAAACAUGCGGCUUUGUUGAAUAACAUGCGUGAAACGGAAAAUGUCGAAAUUAGCGAAGAAGAACGUAGAAGACAGGAAGAAAUGUAUAUGCAACAAAUACAGGCCUUGAUGUUGUUGCAACAGCAGCAACAACAACUGAUGAUGAGACCUGCGGAACAGAUUCACAAUCCAUCGACAAAUGUGGAAAAUAUGAAUGGAACGCAGGAGAUCCAUGAGGAAGAAGCCAAUGAAUCAGAAGAAGAAGAAGUGGAACAAAACCAACAAGAAUUAAGAAAUGAACAACAACAAGAAAAUGGGGAAACGGAAAUGCCAGAUGAAAACAACGGCCAGAAUUUAGAACACAUCAAUCAAAGUCAAACAAGUUCAAAUUAUAAUAGUGAUAAUGAAUCUAUCAAUCAUCAAGAGAACGAGUCCAACAAUGCGAAUCAAUUUUCAUACGAUAAUUUCAAUGAACAAUUAAAUUCCAAUGAAAAUAACAGUAUGGAACAAGAGACCUAUGAUGAAGAUGCUGCAUCAAAUUACGGUGGAUCAUCUGGAAGUGAACAGGAAAACAGAUCACCCGAACAACAAUACAAUGGACAAGAACAACCCCGCUACAAUGAUCAAGAAGAUCAAAAAAGCAACGAUUAUUUUCAAACCAAUACAAAUGGCCUUACAAUGGAGAACUUUUCAGAAACCGAGGAUGGCGAAGAGGAGGAGGAGGGAUACAGUGAAAAUGAAGAAAAUAAUGAUAUUCAGAAUCCCGUGACAUUUAAUAACAAUAAUCGUAAUGGUACACCAACAUUGUCCUUACCGGAGGGUCUUCAGAUGGACGCCGAAGAGGAGCACGAUGAUGACGACUUACAUCAAGAUAUUGAAAUGUCUGAAUAUCCAUUUAUUGAUGAUACAAAAUUUGAUUUUUACGAUGAUUAUGCGGCAGAGGAAGAAGUUGAAACCGAAGAAUCCACAAGACCACAUGCCAAUGAAACGAAAUUUUCCAGACAUUUCCAACCCGUAUAUGCUGGAUUGGGAGUCAAAUUGAGCUGUUUGAUAUCCUUGAGAUUUUUGAUGUGUUUAGCCACAUCGGGCAUUGUUUCCUUCUCCAACAAGCGUUCGAUAACAUUUUGUUUGGAAUACAAUCGUCCCAGGCCACACAUUACUAUUGGUUCCUGUAGUCGCUGCUGUGUUAUGAGAAAACGUAAAACAAAGUUGGAAAUAGUGUGUGCCCUUACCUGUUCUGGCUUCUUUUUGAGACGCACCAACUCAUCACGUCUUGGUAUAGUUCCACCAUCACAUCCCAUAUUGAAGUUUUUGAAUGUAUUUUUCACUCAAUGUCUAUGUUUCACACUGUUGCGGCGAGUUAACUCUUCUACUUAUACAUUUCGACGCCGCCUCGCCGAAAUCGUCCCACUUCGUUGUCUGCAUCCGUCUUUCGGCACAAUUUUAUUUAUUUACAAACAAAUUGAAAAAUACUUCGAAUAUUAUCACAAAAUGCCGGACCAUUUACAUUGGUCAUAUCCGGAUAUACCGGAACAAUUCAAUAAAAUUCUUUUUCAAGAUGACAAGAAGCUGGUGAUUGUUGGAGUUAUUGGAAAGUCAGCAUUUCCUGACUGCAAUAAAAUGGCAGCAUUGGACGUUUUAGGUUGUCAUCCAAGUACAAUAAAACAUGAUCCUCGAGAGGGACAAAUUCAAUUUUACUACAACCCUUUGGAAACGAUAUUAUAUUUACAUUUUGAAACUUCCUAUGAUUCUGCAUGUAUGCAAAAAAUGUUAUUGGAAGAUUUGGAAAAGCAACGAUUUGAAGAUUUCUUAACAUUCAACCAGAAGGUGCGUAGUCGUUUUGCUCGCAUGUUCCUGUUUGCCACGCAGGUUUGUCACUUGAUUGUUUUCGUGGAGUUGAGUGUUACGUUUGAUGCUUCAUUGUUGGGUGUCUUCAAGGCAUUGAAGAUUAUAAGAGAUCGCCAUGUGUUAAAAUUCUUUCCAAAACUGUUAAAGAAUUCCAAUACAGGCUUCAUCCUGGGCAAACCGGCUCGUCUUUGCUCACCCCGAGUUAUUUUCUUAUUUGAAAACUUACCCGAUGGCCAUGAGAAAACCAAAGAUGCAAUCUCAAAAUUUGAAUUCGAUGUUGAGGAUAAUAUUUACAAAAUGCUACGUAAUGAAUUUAUUGUGGUAAACAAUAGCAACAAUUCAUUGUUUUCAAUACCAGUCAAUCUACGCUUUGUCUAUUAUAAUUUAAAUGAGAAGCUACGAGAAGAUCCCUUAAUAAAAUCGGUAAAUUUGCUCCAAGAGCUGUUGCACAAGCCUACUUUUACACAGGAUGAUGAUGAGGAAGAAGAUUUACUUCCAUAUAAGGGAUUCGGAAAACCAUUGUCCUUUAACAAUGUAACCACAAAAACUGAAUCCUCCGAAGAUUUGUACAUUAAAAAUCGGAAAUUUAUAGAUUUACUCAAGGAUCAUGUAGAACAGGCCUUUAAAACGGGAUUCAAUGACAACCUUACCAAAUUCAAAGGAAAACAUCACUUUGUGCUUUUAAAUUUUAAAUCAUGGUAUGAAAUAUUCAAAAUGUUGCAUAAACUAUUUAUUGAGAAUCCUGAUAAUGCUGAUUUUGAGGCUAAUGAUCCAGAUUAUAAAGCUUAUUUGGAAAAUUUCGAUAAAAUAUUGAACUAUGAUAGCGAAUUUUUCAAAGCCUGCUGUGAUAUUGGCCUGCAAAAAGCAUUUGCAAUGUAUAAUAACCCAACUUUAACCUACUACAGUGCGACGGUGCACAAAAAACUGGUCGAGGAAGCCGUUGCUUUAUAUAUGAAAUAUGCCCGAGGCUCUGAUAAAACUACAAAUGAAUUAAAGCUACGAGAAAUGUGCGAAUCCUGCUGGAGGAAUGGAAAAGAACAGUGUGAAUAUCCAAGUUUAAGAGGGAAUCCCUGUGCCAGACCCAAACACAUUGCCAAAGAUCCCACAGAGCAUUCUAGUGGCUUGAUAUUUAUAUCGGCUUGUAAUUGUGGCAAAAUCCAGGGACGACGUGAAGACCCCUACAGCACAAGGCAUGCUAAUUAUGAAUUUUAUGAAUAUAUGGCCAGCAAUUGUAAUUUAUGUGCCAAAGUGAAACGCAUCAACUUUGCGGUGUUUGAACCAUCCAUUAACGACUACCGGGCUGCUGAAUUUGAACGGGGAUUUCCAAAAUUACCCAUGCGUAAAAAUACAGACAUGGAUGAACAUUCGAUACAUAGUUAUUCCGAUGAAGAACAAUUCCCCAUAAAUAAUUCCCAACCAUUGGCCGCUUCCCAGCGUACCCUCACCAAUCUUAGUCUCUCGACAUCAAUGGAUAAAAUGAACAAAAUCGAUAAAGAUCAGGAUAAUGAAGAUGACGAUGAUGAAGAAAAUAGUUCGGAUGAAUCGGUAAAUGAACUUAUUUUAAAGGUGAAAGAAAACGAUGCCAUCACCGAAGAAACAACAGAACGCACAAUAUAUCGUCAACCUUCCACUACAGAAUAUUUACCCGGUAUGAUGCAUACUCAAAGUCCGAUUGGCUUAUUACCACAAUUUCCCAGUUGGUCAUUGUGUUGUGUUGGUGCCAGUUCGGUCUACAGUCACAAUCAUGGACUUCAGGAACAUUUCCAAUCUGGAUUUUUAUCUGGUUCCAAUUUUCUCCUGCCCUGGGAUGUUCAAGUACGCCUGGAACAUUCAGCCCAAUGGGCGUAUGAAAAAACACGCUAUCGUAAAAUGGGUGAAGUUUUUGUUUUGAAAAUUUUCGUUGGAUUCGAAUAUGAAUGUCCGAGGGGACAUCGUUUUAUGAUGUCAGCUCCGGAUAAAAUUCUAAGGGGAGGUUCAGGUAUUUUACGAGACAGUGGAAGCAAGGUAGUCUACAAUAAUAUGCCCCUAUAUUUCCCAUGUCCCUGUCGGACGAAAAAAUUCGAUGUUGCCCAACUGAUGCGCAUUCAUGUUGUCACGCCAAAGGCUCCUGUGAAUGUUUCCUUGGAUCCCAAAGUUCGUACCGGUGAUGGAGAUUAUGUUUUUGUCUUGGGCUGUGAGCCCAAAUUGACACAAAGUGCAUACUGGAUGUUACGUCUUCCCUAUAUAUACGAAGGCGAUGAUGGCCCGAUACCAACGCCAACGGAAAUUACAGCCGCCAAUGCUCUGAACUAUGGUUGUUUAAUGGCAGGUAUGUUUGGAGUAAGUGAAGUUGAGGCUGAUGAAUAAUGAUGAUGGACUUAUUUUGUAGUUAAAGAUUGAGAUUUUGUUAUAAAUUAAGAAUAAAUAUUAUAUAAACUAAAAUUGAUUCAAAAAUACAGAAAUACAUCAAUUUUUGGACUGAGUCCAAAAUUAGAUACAAUAUUUAU
Molecule: messenger RNA, 6265 nt
Organism: Musca domestica (house fly)
Lineage: Eukaryota; Metazoa; Arthropoda; Insecta; Diptera; Muscidae
Exons: 17
Coding region: 207-6125 (1972 amino acids)
Biological process (GO): nuclear-transcribed mRNA catabolic process, nonsense-mediated decay
Source: RefSeq, a predicted model, not a curated record